Trichomycterus rosablanca is the source of this 1785-nucleotide messenger RNA. Its product is annotated as secretory phospholipase A2 receptor-like. NCBI's taxonomy places the organism in Eukaryota, Metazoa, Chordata, Actinopteri, Siluriformes, Trichomycteridae. The transcript has 6 exons. The record is from RefSeq and is a predicted model, not a curated record. Bases 64 to 1029 code for a protein of 321 amino acids.
CCGAAAUGUACGGAUGGUAAACCGUUCAUAAAUCAAAGGGUCCAGUGUACUAUCCUGCAUGUUAUGGUGCUGUUCAUGAGGAAAAAAAAAUCAGAAAUGGACUAUGCUGCAUUUUUUCUGAUCACAGGAAUCUUCUGCGUCUGUUCUUCUCUGGCACGGGAGUUCCACUAUAUACCAUACUACAGGACCUGGCCAAUUGCUCAAAAGUACUGCAGGGCAAGAUUUAGCGACAUGGCUACUAUAGAGAGCUUGCAGGAAGUAAACAGUACGCUUCAAAGUGUAACAUCUGUAGAUCCAGGAUACAAAGAUGAUGUGUGGAUUGGACUUAAAAGGAGCUGGGGCUGGCACACAGCAGAUCCUCUUUUUACCAGUACUGGGUGGGGUUUGACUGAACCAAAUUAUGGAACUACUGGUUUAGCUUGUGGAACUGUAACACCACAAGGAUGGAGUGAUCAGUCGUGUUCAAUUAACAUUUUCUUUUUCUGCUAUGACAAAUCAAAAACUGGCAAUGGCAGAUUCACCAUGAUACAGGCUUAUAAAAAUUGGUUUGGUGCUCUUGCACACUGCAGACAAUACUACACAGAUCUCGCAAUUAUAAACAACACUCAGGAUCAACAGUUUCUUACUUCAUUCGGUGGUCUUAGCUGGAUUGGUCUGAUCCCUGUACAAUGGUCUGAUAAGACAAUCUCACAAUACCGCUAUUGGAAAGCAGGUCAACUGGAGUACACUAAUGUCAACAACUGUGUUGCAAUGGAUAUGGCUGAUACUGGAAAAUGGAACAGCACAGAUUGUGAGCUCCUAAAACCAUUCGUUUGCUAUGGAGCUGUGGACAAGAUGAGAGUCAACAAGAUAGUAAGAGUGGUACUGACAUCUGAUGGAGUGACAAAUCUAAACGACCCAUCAGUUCAAGCAGCAAUCUUGAGUAAAAUUGAAGGAAAAGUGAAAGAGCGAGUAAUGAACCAAAAUGUCACAGUGUGGUGGAAAGUGAAGAACGAUGGAAGUGUCUUCAAGAAGAUUAUAAAAACUUGACAUAAAAAGUGCUCAUGGGUUUCAGUCCCAAAUCUACACUUUAUUACCAAACUUUUUCUUUAGAAGGUUUUUCUUAUUUACUACAAUUUUAGUGAAAGUACCUACAAUACUGAGCUGUAAAGCUCCUGUCUCUAUCUCACACCAACACUUCGAACUAUCAGUUUGAUCAGUAGUGAUAAUUGUUUCACUUCAAAAGUUCAUCCUUUAGCUAAGCAGAAAAAGCCCAAGGACAGACAUGAAAUGGGUAACCAUUUAGAAUAAAUAUAGAUUAAAAUAUUCAGUUUAUUUAGUAGCUCAAGUCAGAUCUACAGUAACUGCUCAUAAACUAAAACUAGUUACAUUCAUUGCCAGUUAAUAGAUAACAGAUAACUGCCAAUGUGUAGAUAACAGUGCCAGUGCCAGUAGACUUUUUAUCACUAUAUUUUAACUGAGAUGUUUUGCUAAAAUGUUCUUUCUUUUUUUAAAUGUCAAACUAUAUGUGGUAGAAUUGUUAGAACUGUAUCUUAUUUAACUGCAUAUGAAUUGUGUAUAUUAUAAAAUAUACAUGGUAGGUGUAUAAUAAAAACUAGCAAACUACAAGAGCUAAUUCAGUAAUAACAUUAAUAACCAUAAGCUUAAAAAUAGCAUUUUCUGCUAAUGUCUAAAUAAAUACAGAUGGAUAGGUGUAAGAUAUAAACUGUAAUAGACUGCAAAAGAGCUGUCAUACUUUUGCUUGGUGUUUAUUUUAUGAAAUACACUUGUCUUAAUAAAUAAUAA